Messenger RNA from Physcomitrium patens, 2584 nucleotides. RefSeq lists its product as uncharacterized. NCBI's taxonomy places the organism in Eukaryota, Viridiplantae, Streptophyta, Bryopsida, Funariales, Funariaceae. The record is from RefSeq and is a predicted model, not a curated record.
UUCCCAGGCGUCCCGCUCAAGCUCCGAUGGGAGCAUUGGAUCUCGUCGGUGUUUGUCAAGCAGCAUGUACGCGUCCAAAGGUGUCCCUGCGACAUGCGUAUCAGUUUCUCAGAACUCUGUGCAGCGGAUUAUCUUUCGCGAAAUUCGAUCAAUGUGGCCGAAAUGGGAAAGUUUCAAACUGAUUACAGCGAGAGUGAGGUGCACUGCUCAACUAGCUAAAUGAGGUUAGCGUCCACAAAGUUCCUGACAAGUCUGUCUCUAACAGAAUUGCAAUCUGUUGUAGACCUGAUUGUCCAGAGCCUGUAAUGUGGGGCCGAAGAUGCAGUUUUGAUGCACUUUCCUCCCGGCUAAAAACACUCGUCAGGGUGGCAAGUCAAACUUGGGGAGGACGGAGGAGAGCGGGGGGGAGGAAGUCAAGCAGAAGUGGCCCGUUUGUGGGAGCUAUUACCGCCUCAAAAAGCAAUUGAAACUGUUGCAAUUCUGUGUAACAUACUGAAAUAUGUAGAGCUUUGCGUAUAAUUUAGUUAUCUUGAAGUAAAGAUGUAUCUAUUGAGUAUCCAGUAGAAAUUAGAACUUUCUUCGACUCUGAAAUUUGCGCGUAUGUGUCCAUUUACCCUGGGAAAAAAACAUCACAUUUUCUACGAUCGGGAAUUGUUGCGAAAAUGAGAGCUACGCACUUCGAGCUGGAAAUUGUGAUCCUCUUGACCGGGUCCCAAAGCGCCUAGGGUACCUAAAAAGCUCAUGGCGAGGAGUACCUACGUGCAUCGACGCAAGGCUCAGCUUCGUCAUCUAGAAGAACUUUGACUACACAGGCUAUCUCCUGAAUUCCGUCUCACUUAUUGAUUUUUGAAGAUAUUUUACUGCUACUAGAAUCAACGUCUGAAUUCCAAACUCACAAGAACAAUCUAAUCUCUAAUGAAAAUGAACGUGGGCGCAAGUGCAGAUCAUGAGUAUUACGCUAUACAUUAUAAUCCGGCUGCGAGUAACUGGAAGGUUCGUGAAACAGCACGUACUGUACAAUUUCAGAAUAUUAAGAGGGCGCUUGCACCAAGGUGACGCAACAGUUUAGAGUCCCGGUCUUUGUGGCCACUUGGUGCAGGUUUUCCCAUCGGCAGCAGCCUCCAUGUUCCUCGACCUUUCGCACCCUGCCACGACAUUCAUUGUGGUACUCUUCAAAGCGCUUACCACUUGAAUCUUAAGCUUCAACUUCAAGAUUGCAGUACUCCCAUUCUAUAUACUGACCGGAAAUAUCCGAGUUCAUGGACAAUAUCCUUAACAAUUGUUGUGUAGGCAGGCACUAGACAUCGUAACUGUAAUAGCGCAGAACGAUAUGUCCGUUGCAAUCACCUUGGCCUGUCUUGAAAUUUCACAGUGAAGCGGAUUAGUCAGAAGUUGAGCAACUCUGCCUACGAAAAGUUUUCCAUCUGAAGUACGAUUGCUGUUGCAAAGUGACAGCAGGCAAGUAAGAUGGCUGAUGUGGUUGAAGAACCAAGUGAUGCGCCUCUCGCUGUGGAGCAGGUCUCACAAUCGUUUGAACAACCGAUGGGGUUCGAACCAGCUGAUACGCCCCCACCUGCUGAGACUCAGGAUACUGAAGUUCAACCUUCAGCAGACGACGGCAGCAGUUCUAGCAUCGAUGACGAAGCAGAAAGCAAAAAAAUUGAGGAAUCAACUCCAAUCCCCCCCAGUUAUUUGGCGUCUGAGUCGCAUGAAUAUGCUGCUGCUGUUGACACCACACCGGCGUCGCCGUCAGAGAAAUGGAACCAGCUGCUUGAUAAAGUUCAUCCCUCCGUAAUGAAGCAUGCAGAGACUGUCGCCAACCACCCUGUUGUGAAUUUGCUGCGUCAAAGAGCCGGCCAGGCCCAUCAGAGUGUUGUGAACCAUCUCUACGUGCAGAAGGGCGCAAGUACGAUCAAGGCCAGCGGCACUGCAACGUUGGAAACAGGGAAGAAGGUGCGCCAUGAUCCAAGGCGCUUUAUUACCUUCGUUGCAGCCAUCAUCGUCCUCGUGGCUCUGUGCCUUCUCUACUCAGUUUUAACACAGAAAUACCCCGAGUGCGGAGCAGCGAAUGCCCUGAAUGCAUUGAAAGCGAAACUGUCAAAGGGUCAUCAGGAGCUCUAAGAUACCACUUUGGUUCGGAUUUUGCAAUUGGGCCUGCAAUACUAUCUAGGUAGGUCAUGAAGAGCAGUCGACUUCUAAGCUUGGGUGUGGUUUAACUAGAGCUGAACCAACUCCCAAGAAGAGUCACGCAAGCUGAGUUUACCGACAGCUCUCAUAAUGUUCUCUAGAGCGUAUCUAGUACUUCAGUUGCGCAAGGAUCACCUCCGAUCGGGACAUAUAUGCACUGUAAAACUUGUCCUUAGAUUCUUCUAUCCGAGGCUAGCGUGUUCAAACAAUGUAUUAGAGCAUACUUUUCACGACUCUGUUAUUAUCAGGGUACCGAUAAGAGGACACAUAAACUGCAUGUAAUUAAGAAUUUGGAAUUCUGAGCUUCUAGAGUGUUUCACUUUGAAUCUUUCUGCUACGGUGAUGCUGGGUCACCAGGAAGAGAUGACGGAAUAAUAAAGUCGUGCAGAUAUUGCUA